GACUAACACAUUUAUAAAUCAUAUCCUUUUCAGUGUGCCAGGUUAUACAGGCAAAGAGUAGACAUUAUAAUUUCCUCUACAUAGUAUAUAAAUAAAUUCAGCUGGAAACUAAAAUGACAGGCAAGCAGUAAAAAAAAAGAAAGAAAGAAAUAUUGGUCUAAUCAUAAUGAAUUCAUUUACCCAAAUUUCUGUAAUUUUUCCAUGAUACUUUCCAUUUUAGCAGUAUUUGUUGUUGCAAUGACAAACAGGUCAGCGGUAAAAUAAAUAUGGAGAUCAGGCUUAUUUGCUUCAGCACUGAGAAUUUGUAAACCAUGUUGACAAGCCCUCAUCGCCUGCCAGUUGUCUCAUCUGACUGGCAAAGUUUGUUUCUCUCCUCCAAAAACACAGUGGACCACUCUUCAUUAAAAAAAAAAAGCAAAUAGACACACACUCCAACAGAAAACCAGUAGUAACAAACAGAGUCAGUUGAUUCUGAAGAGACGGAUUUACCAGGCAGAUAUGAUUACCUCAGACACCCAUUCUCCCUUGAUUCCACAAACAACAGUUAGGCAAGUCAAUUUACCUUAAUUUCAUUGGAGUAGAAAACUGGUCAGCCAGCCAGCCAGUCAAGUUGAAGCUGGUGCUUGAUGCAAGUGAGCGCUAGUUAGAUGGUAAUGGAUGCGUGUAAUUGGUGAAGUGCUGAUUGCUCCCCCAAAAAAAGAUUCCAUCUGAGGAGAAUUUUCUGUUUCAUUAAGCCAUGGUCAGAAAUAAUAAUAUAGCCAUCUGAGAGAGAGGAUGGGGUAUGAAGGUAUGGAUCUGAAAUGGUGGCAACAGCUUUCCAGUACUCUCAUGUGGUAACAAUAAUUGUAAAGAUAGCAAUAAGUAAGAGGCAGGUUGUGGUUUUGGGGAUGUCCUCUUCUUCAAUUUAAUUUCAUUUUUCUUUUUUCCUUGCCACAUGUCACCUGUUUCUUUCAUUUUCUCUUCUACCAGUGUUUUAUGGUAUUUCCCUCUCAAAUCAUGCAAGGUGUACCUCUGUGAUUUUUUUAUUUUUUAUUUUGGUGUGCGGGUAUGUCCUCUAGGUUUACAGGCUUAAUGUAUCACAGGAUGGUAACACACCAGCUCACUUUUAUGGCCUGGGAUCAAGCGUUGUAAAACCUGCUCCGGUUGGCAUUCAAACGUACACUGAUGCAGGCACUUCACAGCCACAAUUGUUUAUUCAUCACACCGCAUGGACCGGAAGCAUUGCGAACCAUUUAUGUGCUUUGUUUUUCAAUGCACAAGAGUGCUACUCUCUCUUUUAGAGUGCAAGGACAUUUCCUCAUUUAUUUACGGCAGCUGAACAAGAACAUGACUCAUCCAUGAUAACAAUUCUGACGAGUGUGAGUCUUAUGGGCAAGACAGUAGUGGCAGUUUUCUAUAUAGAAAGGUCUGGUCAGGGUGUGUGUGAGGGAAAGCCCCCUAUCAUUUCCAAUCAGCUGCUGAUUCUGCAUGACUAAUGCUGAAAUGCCAUGUAUCAUUGUCAGAUGAGGCAUGUUCACAUAGUUAUAAUAAUACUGACAACCUCCAGCUCACAGACACUUAUAGUCUGCACGCUAGCUCAUUCUUAUCUUGCUGGUUGACACCAUUUUGCUCUCUAACAAUCUUGCUAAUUAUAAUUGUUAAUUAAUUCUCUUCCAGUGUCCUCAUCAGGAGACUAAUAACCUACAUUUUCAUUAAUUCGAUCUUCAACCCUUCACUCCCUCUUUCAGUCUCUCCAUCCCUCUCCAGUCCACCCCUCUGUAUCCCGCCUGCCUACAUCUCUGCUCCCACCUGGUGCUGUCCUCCCCAGGACCAUUCACAGACCAUGUGCACACAUGGAGUGUGACUAAUUGUCUGUGUGAGAACUAUUGUUACUCACAUUGCAAGGACAAACAAUUGUUCAAGCAGUGAAUCCCAUCUGGGGACUGGAUCCACUGAGUUAUAGGAUUUAAGCAGUGUUUUGAAAUUAUUUGUUUUCUCACCAAGAAUGUGAUGAAUAUUAUUAUUAUUGGUUUAUUGUUUGCCUUAGCAUGAUGCACAGAUUAAAAGACACACAAUCAAAAUCACAACCAUCUUUAUUUAUUUGCCAAGAACACUGAACACACAAGCAAUCUGACUCCAGUGCAAUGGCUUUCAAUGUGCCUUUGUAAGUUAACCAGAAAAAAGUGGGUGUAUUUAAAUUAAAAACAAUUCUUGACAAGAACAGCAAUGUGUAAAAAAAAUGGGUUUAGAUAUGUACAGUGUUUUUUUUUUUUGUUGUUGUUGUUUUUUUAACAAAUUAUUACACUGGGGCUGUUUGCUGUGUCCUAUUAGUGUACUGUUGCGUAGUGUUACAUGUAUAGUGUCACAUUACCUGUUGCGUAAUCUCUAAUCUUUAGAGCUGCUGAUAAGUAGAUUUUGGACAGGCCAGUUGUUUCUCCUUGUUUUCAGUGUUUAUGCUAAGCUAACCAGUUGCUGACUCACACAACAUAUUUACCAAAAACGAGAGUGGUAUUGAUCUUCUCAUCUAUUGUCUUGACAUGGAAAGCAAAUGGGCAUGUCUCCAAAAAUGUCAGACCUUUCCUCUAAAGCUUAGUUUGUACAUGUUAAGUGAAUGUAAGUCAAUAGUAGAACUGCUCUUCCCAUCAGGCUUAGCUGACCUGGUUUCAGUGCACAGCAAAGCAGUGCUAUCAUGCCACUACUUGCUCUGAUCUCAGAACAAGUGAACAUCCUGUAACUGCACUCUUGCAGAAUAUAUUAACAGGGCUGUUUAUGUCACAGGCCUGUUUGAUCCUUCAGUCAUCUGGCUGCACUGCAAACUCCAUGACUUUUAACAGUUUAUUUCCAGGUUUAGCUAUGUAUAACUAGCCAUUUCUUGGAGUUUCCACCACUGAAGCUCUCUGCUCUUCUCUUCAAGCCUGGAUAUUCUCUGUCCUCUCUCUUUCCUCUCUUCAUCUGGCACAGGAGGAAGUGAGAGACAGUUGGCACUUGCUUGUCCCUACUGUGUUGGUAGUGGCAAAAUGGCAGCUUCUGUCUCAUCCACCCUCCUUCCUCUACCUCCCUCACCCUCUCCUGAGAGAAGUAACCCAGAUUUCAAAAUGAAUCGCCGCCUAUUCCCCUCUCUCGUCCUGUUCCUCUGUCUUUCCCUCUCUCUCUCUCUCCAUCUCUCGUCCUCUUCUUAGUAGAAACAGAAUCAAUCUUGGAAAGAGAAUACCACCUCUUUAUCUCGUCCUCCUCCUCACCCUGCCUCUGGGUUAAUGGAUACAGGACCACUUCAUUUUUCUAUCUUUGAUUCCUAGAAAGCUUGAAUUUCUCACAAAGCUUGUUGCUUUUGCUUUUUAUUUCUACAGCUUUUCUUUUUUGGGGGGGGUUGCUCUUUCUCCACUUGCUGCAGUACUGCUGUAUUUUGUCUUUCCUAUCUGUCUUUUUUUUUUUGAAGUGACCAGUUACAGGUGUGACACCUUAGGCUCUUUCCUGAAGUGAGCCAUAGGAGAAGAGAGGGUGAGAGAAGGAGAAGAAAGCCGACCUUCAGUUGAGCCUACAACUCAUUUAGGCAUCAUGUCUACCCCGGUCUCCCCUUCCCCCUCUCUCUCCCCACUGACGCUGGCCUCCCCUGCAUCGACAACCUCCUCUGGUGCUUCUCCUCUGCCCUCGCCCCUCUCCCCUCCACCUAGGGUGCCCGUCUUUCAGAGGAGGGGAGCACUGAAACACAAGAGGAUUGUUGAGGUGAAAGAUCAUCAGUUCACAGCCCGCUUCUUCAAGCAGCCCACCUUCUGCAGCCACUGCACUGACUUCAUCUGGGGCAUUGGCAAACAGGGAUUUCAAUGUCAAGUUUGCAGUUUUGUGGUCCACAAGAGAUGUCACGAGUUUGUGACCUUCACUUGUCCUGGCUCUGUGACGGCCCCCAGACCAGAUGACCUGAAGAGUCGACACACAUUUAAGAUCCACACGUACGCCAGUCCGACCUUCUGUGACCACUGUGGCUCGCUGCUGUAUGGCCUCAUACACCAGGGCAUGAAAUGUGCCAGUUGUGAUAUGAACGUCCAUCGACGGUGUGAGACCAGUGUUCCCAGUCUCUGCGGGCAGGACCACACAGAGAAGAGAGGAAGAAUCCACCUGACCAUCAGAGGAGAGAAGGAGGACAUCUUUGUCACAGUGCGGGAGGCACGUAACCUGAUGCCCAUGGAUCCUAACGGACUGUCAGACCCUUAUGUGAAACUUAAACUGAUUCCAGACCCAAAGAGCCACAGCAAACAAAAGACCAAGACCAUCCGCUCCACACUCAAUCCUGUCUGGAAUGAAAGUUUUACCUUCUCGGUGCGUGGACACCAGUGGGACAGACGACUGUCUGUGGAGGUAUGGGACUGGGACCGCACGUCUAGGAAUGAUUUCAUGGGAGCGCUGUCAUUUGGAGUCAGUGAGAUCUUCAGGCGUCCUAUCAGCGGCUGGUUCAAACUGCUGGCCCAAGAUGAAGGAGAGUACUACAACAUCCCUGUGCCAGACCCAGACCUGCAGGAGCCUCAGCCAGAUGCUACAACACCCUCUUUGCCUCAGGCAAUACCGGCCCCGCUGUCUGAACCAUUCUCUGUGGCCCUGUCCCCAACCCUCAUCCCAUCCGGUCCACCUGUUCACAACCCAGGCACUGGCAAAGUCAAAGUGGGCAUCCAGGACUUCAACUUCCUCAUGGUACUGGGCAAAGGCAGCUUUGGCAAGGUGCUACUGGCAGAAGAGCGAGGCAGCGAGCGUCUGUUCGCAGUGAAAGUGUUGAAGAAAGAUGUGCUCUUCCAGGAUGAGGACACGGAGAGCGCUCUGGUGGAGCGGAGGGUCCUGGCCCUCUCCUCUCGCCCACACUUCCUCACAUCGCUCUACUGUGCCUUCCAGACCGAGGACCGUCUGUAUUAUGUGAUGGAAUAUGUCAAUGGAGGAGACCUGAUGUUUCACAUUCAAAUAGUUGGCAAAUUCAAAGAGGCUCACGCAGCGUUUUAUGCGGCAGAGGUAGCUGUCGGCCUCUUCUUCCUCCACAGCAAAGGCAUCAUCUACAGGGAUCUAAAGCUGGAUAAUGUGCUGCUUGACUGUGAGGGCCACAUAAAGAUAGCCGACUUUGGGAUGUGCAGGGAGGGGAUAUUUGAGGGCGACACCACGCGCACCUUCUGUGGCACCCCUGACUACAUCGCCCCUGAGAUUGUGGCAUAUCAACCCUAUAAUAAAGCAGUGGACUGGUGGUCUUAUGGGGUACUGUUAUAUGAAAUGCUGGCAGGACAGCCACCAUUUGAUGGUAUUGAUGAGGAGGAGCUGUUUCAGUCCAUCAUGGAGCAGAGUGUCUCAUACCCAAAAAGUCUCUCUCGUGAAGCUGUUGCUAUCUGCAAGGGACUCCUGACAAAGAACCCGGUCAAGCGUCUGGGUGGAGGUGAGGAUGCAGAGAGAGAUAUCAAGGAGCAUCCGUUUUUCCACUGGAUUGACUGGGACCGUCUGGAGAAACUGGAGAUCCAGCCGCCCUUCAAACCCAGAACUGGUGGGAGAAAAGCUGAAAACUUUGACAAGUUCUUCACUGCGGCUCCAUCAGUGCUGACUCCCUCUGACCCUGAUGUACUAGCCGUCAUUAACCAGGAAGACUUCCAAGGCUUCUCCUUUUUCAACCCAAACUUUUCCCCCUCGCUUCUCACCACUGUUUGAAAAUGGUCCCCAGUCUCAUUCCCACAACCCCUUCAAGGGCACCCCAACUGCCCUCCAAUCGUAGUUUUAUACCAGAGAACAUGAACAUGAGAACUAGCUGUGAGUAUUAAAGAUGCAUCUCUUAACCAAAUUCUGACGUUUACAUAAAAAUGCCAAGACACCUUUUUAUUCACGUACUCUCUCUGAAGUUUGUAUUUUAACUUGCUCGUCACAGAAUGUGUUGCAGCAUUGGAAAUAAUACCAGUAUUACAGAUUGCCAUUGAACUGUCUUCACUUGAUGUAGGUGUUCUCUAGUAUGAGCCUGAUAAAUGCUCUCUGCAUGCAGUCAAUUAUUUUGAGUAGUUUUCACUAAUACUAUAAUAUCAGAUACAUUGUAUCUGUUUAACUUUACUGAUUUAAUUAAGACUUUUCCUAUUAAUUUAAUUACAAUCAACCUGUGUUGUGCAUAUUUGCCUUCGAGCCACCCACUACCCAGCCCAGGCCCACUCUACCCAAGGAAUUACAGUACUGCCCCUAUUUGGGCUGCAUCAUAUAAACUCACAAAUUGGUUUUACCUUUUUUCCCCUAUUACUCCUGUGCAAACUGUGCAAUGAUGCCUUGCAUGCUCUCCUUUCACAUCCUGCAGUUGCACUGAAACAUUUAUCUGCAGCUUUGAAAACUGUGGCUUGUAAUAAUGUUUAUAUACAGGUACUUUAUUACUGUAGUGGUCUAUACCAUAAAGUUGUUUGCUGUGUAAUGAUAUGACUCGCAGCAAUUGAUUAGGGUGUAAUUAAAAGUGAGGCUCACUGGGCCUGUUCAAUACAUGGAAAAGUAAGAGCAGUGCUGUCAUUAAACAUUAUCUGAGCAGAGCAGGUGGCUGCAAACACAACAGUUUAACAAACCCAUUUCCGUGUUCUUAUCUGACAGACAGCUUGUCAUUGCACAGGAAUUUGAUUGAUUUUCUAUGGAGCAUCUUUAUGAUUUGUUUAUUUUUUUUAACAUUCUGUGUAAUCAUAAAGGUAAUCACAUCUAUUUUAUCUCAAUUUCACUUAAGGGCAAAUGUCACAACACAGUCUACUUCAAUACUAUAGAUAUGGCAAAUGUUACAGUCAGUAAUACAACAGAUAAUGUAUGCAUCUGUCAGUUAACUUCUGUUUUUAUGUGCUGGAAAAGGAAAACUGAAAUAAACUGUGAAGACAUAAAACAGGAACAAUGAAGUGUUUCAUUCUGUGAUAUUUGUUGCAAAGCUGCCGAGAAAUAAACAUGCACAGUGUUGUCUUCUCCCCCCGCCUUUCUGUCACGCUCACUCCCUCUCCUUCACAUUCACACAUACUCACGCUCAAAAGUGCGAUCUCAAGCAUGUGCAUGCCCUGACGCGCUCUUCCACGCACGGAGGAGAUGCUGACCCCUCGUUUUACAGUGGUACCAUAGUUGUCGAACCAGCAAAACUACCUCUUAGGCACCUUCACUCCCUCCUCCUUGGAAGCCGCCUCUCCCCCUCCUUUUCUGCCCUACCCACCUCCCUUCCUCCCUUUAACCCCUCCAGCCUCAUGAUGGAACAAACAUGCCUGUAGAGAUCUGAUUUAUAACAAGUUGACCUUCAUAUUAAAAUUUAAUCAGCUUUUUGUCUGCCUCUCUACCUCGCUCUCUUCUUCUCUAUCUGCCCUCCAUCUCUCUUCCUCUCUGCUUGUUUUUUCUGUCAGUGCUGCACUGUAAAUGCUUUACUGUGUCAGAAUUUGUUCUCUUUGAAAUACCUCACCACUGUUGUCGGCUGAUAUGAGUAUCUUGUCUUGUCCUGGCCUCUUCAUCAAUGUUAUCUGUUUACAGUUUAUAUUCUCUGUGCUGAAUACUAAUUCUGUUCAGUCAGUGAAAAUGAGAUGGGAAUGUAGAGAAGGAUAAGCCCAGAU
This is a messenger RNA of Monopterus albus (swamp eel), 7535 nucleotides long. RefSeq names its product protein kinase C, gamma (gene prkcg). The transcript is spliced from 17 exons. The record is from RefSeq and is a predicted model, not a curated record. Gene Ontology annotation, molecular function: ATP binding; diacylglycerol-dependent serine/threonine kinase activity; zinc ion binding. NCBI's taxonomy places the organism in Eukaryota, Metazoa, Chordata, Actinopteri, Synbranchiformes, Synbranchidae. Gene Ontology annotation, biological process: protein phosphorylation. Bases 3535 to 5649 code for a protein of 704 amino acids.